Poeciliopsis prolifica (blackstripe livebearer) is the source of this 744-nucleotide messenger RNA. RefSeq lists its product as uncharacterized. Bases 22 to 669 code for a protein of 215 amino acids. Lineage: Eukaryota; Metazoa; Chordata; Actinopteri; Cyprinodontiformes; Poeciliidae. The record is from RefSeq and is a predicted model, not a curated record. The transcript has 5 exons.
UGGAUGAAAUAAGCAGGUUAGAUGGAUGCAGUGAGAUUCAGCAUUUUACUGCUUCUACUGUGGUUUGGCUGCCGACUGGACUCUACAGCACCUCUUGUAAAAACUAUCGGAAAAGAAUCAGAUUUUACUCCAAUCUGCACCUAUGAAACGUCAAACAUCAUCAUGAUAAUUGUGUGUAAAAUCAGAACAGAGAGGAACAAUAGAGAGGAGUGCAAUCUGCUGUAUCAGGAUGGAGGUGACUUUGUUCAUGAGUGUGACUCCAGAUUCUCACUAAAAACCAGGAAUCAAACUGUGUUUCUGCACCUGACCAGUUUAACAGCAGCUGAUAGUGGGAACUACUCCUGUCAGUGUUCAAAUCUUAAUGGAACGAAUUUUCUCCAUCUCUGCAUCACAGUUAAUGAAUCAAAUCCUAAUAAUUCAUCAGAUGAAGUUUGGAGCCAGUCUGCAGCAGUGACUCUUCCUUCUGCUUUGACUGCUGCAGUUCUCCUAAUGAUCAAGGUUUCUGUUAUUCUGGGAUUUAUCUACAGAAGACGUUCACAUCGAAAGCAAAUGGAGUCAUGCAUUCGUCAUGGAGAGGAAGACUUGACUGAAAUUGAGCCGUACAGCUCCUACACUCAGAAGGAAAAUUCUCUUUAUUCAACAGCCAUUAUUGCACAGCUGUCAAAUUAAUUCUGACUCUACAAAUGUUUAACAAAUUUACCAUCAUAAUCCUUGGGAUUUUUUUUUAUCUGGCGUAUGUCACAU